Ascoidea rubescens DSM 1968 is the source of this 747-nucleotide messenger RNA. It is a transcript of the gene EMG1, whose product is annotated as 18S rRNA pseudouridine methyltransferase. The record is from RefSeq and is a predicted model, not a curated record. Gene Ontology annotation, molecular function: rRNA (pseudouridine) methyltransferase activity; rRNA binding. Gene Ontology annotation, cellular component: small-subunit processome; nucleolus. The coding region runs from base 1 to 747 and encodes 248 amino acids. The transcript has a single exon. Gene Ontology annotation, biological process: rRNA base methylation. NCBI's taxonomy places the organism in Eukaryota, Fungi, Ascomycota, Saccharomycetes, Ascoideales, Ascoideaceae.
AUGGCCGAAAAUAAGAAAGACAUUAAGAAAGAAAAUGAAUUAUUACCGGCAUCCUUGGUGCCUGUUAGGCCAACUCCCUUGAGUUCGAAAGAUAAAGUAACAAAAAGACUCAUUGUUGUUUUAGCCCAAGCUUGUUUAGAAUCCCAUAAAAUGAGUACUGGAAACCCUGGAGGUGACAAGUAUUCUUUGCUAAACUGUGAUGACCAUCAGGCUUUGUUAAGAAAAAUGGGCAGAGAUAUCGCUGAAGCAAGACCUGAUAUUACCCACCAAUGUUUGCUAACAUUACUAGAUUCCCCCAUUAGUAAGGCAGGGAAAUUGCAAGUUUAUAUACAAACUGCAAGAGGUGUAUUGAUAGAGAUCAAUCCCAGUGUUCGAAUUCCCAGAACAUUCAAGAGAUUUUCUGGGUUAAUGGUUCAAUUAUUACAUAGAUUGUCCAUAAGAUCUGUCAACUCAGAAGAAAAAUUGUUGAAGGUAAUCAAAAAUCCCAUAACAGACCACUUGCCAACUAAAUGCCGUAAAAUCACCUUAUCCUUUGAUGCUAAAGUAACAAGAGUCCAAGACUACAUCAAGACCUUGGAUGACGAUGAAAGCAUAUGUGUAUUCGUUGGUGCCAUGGCAAGAGGCAAAGACAACUUUGCUGAUGAGUAUAUCGACGAAAAAAUUGGUGUAUCCAAUUACCCUUUAUCAGCCUCUGUCGCCUGUAGCAAGUUCUGCCACGGGUGUGAAGACGUCUGGAAUAUUCUCUGA